CGGACAGUCUGGUGCUGAAUGGGCGCGAGCGCUGCGCCGGGGGCUGGCAGGGGCGCGGGGCCCUGGACUGGCGGCAGGCCGGCGCCCCCUCCCUAGCAUGCGGACGAAGGCGGCGGGCGGCGCGGAGCGGCGUCCCCUACAGCUGCGAACCGAGGCGGCGGCGGCGGCACCUGCCGGCCGAGCAAUGCCCAGUGAGUAUAACUGUGUGAAACUGAGAAGCGAUUGCUCAAGACCCUCUCUGCAAUGGUACACCCGAGCUCAAAACAAGAUGAGAAGACCCAACUUGUUGUUGAAAGACAUCCUCAAGUGUACAUUGCUUGUGUUUGGAGUGUGGAUCCUUUAUAUCCUCAAGUUAAAUUAUACUACUGAAGAAUGUGACAUGAAAAAAAUGCAUUAUGUAGACCCGGACCGUGUAAAGAGAGCUCAGAAAUAUGCUCAGCAAGUCUUGCAAAAGGAAUGCCGGCCACAGUUUGCAAAGAAGUCCAUGGCACAGUUGUUCCAGCACAGGUACAGCGUGGACUUACCGCCUUUCGUGAAAGAGGCCCCCAAAGUGAAUGAAGCCGAGUACAAGUAUGAUCCUCCUUUUGGAUUCCGGAGGUUCUCCAGCCAAGUCCAGAGCCUCUUGGAAAUACUGCCUGAACAUGACAUGCCUGAACACUUAAAAGCAAAGAGCUGUAGGCGUUGUGUGGUCAUCGGAAGUGGCGGGAUACUCCACGGACUCGCGCUGGGCCAUGCCCUGAACCAGUUUGAUGUGGUGAUAAGGUUAAACAGUGCACCAGUUGAGGGAUAUUCAGAGCAUGUUGGUAAUAAAACUACUAUAAGGAUGACUUACCCAGAGGGCGCGCCACUGUCUGACCUUGACUAUUAUUCCAAUGACUUGUUUGUUGCUGUUUUAUUUAAGAGUGUUGACUUCAACUGGCUUCAAGCAAUGGUGAAAAAUGAAACCCUGCCAUUUUGGGUGCGGCUCUUCUUCUGGAAGCAGGUGGCAGAAAAAAUCCCACUACAGCCAAAGCAUUUCAGGAUUUUGAAUCCAGUUAUUAUCAAAGAGACUGCCUUUGACAUCCUUCAGUACUCAGAACCCCAGUCAAGGUUCUGGGGCCGAGAUAAGAACGUCCCCACCAUCGGUGUCAUUGCUGUCGUUUUAGCCACACAUCUGUGUGAUGAAGUCAGUUUGGCAGGCUUUGGCUAUGACCUCAAUCAACCCAAAACACCUUUGCACUACUUUGACAACCUCUGCAUGGCUGCCAUGAACUUUCAGACCAUGCAUAAUGUGACAACAGAAACCAGGUUCCUCCUCAAGCUGGCCAAAGAGGGCGUCGUGAAGGACCUCAGCGGAGGUAUCCAUUGUGAAUUCUGAACACAAAGAAACCUCAUUUGAAAACGCAGCUCUGACUCUGAAGGCUGUUUUUCCUAGCCUUCUUGAUGCAUUUGAUCCUGCAAAUACUUUGAAGUGCAGCUGGUGUUUUUAACUUUUAAUUUAAAAAACAACAACAACAAAAAACCAUUAAGCUCUCUCCCACUUGGCCCCCCACCUAUUUAUUUGAGGUCAGUGUUUUUGCACAAAAUUUUGUAAGUUAAUUUUGAGAAUUGACUUGGAAAGACUUUUCAAAGAGACUUGUAUGUAAGGAAAUUUUGUUGUAUUUUAAGAACGUUAUUUAAUUUGUAAAAACUCUGUCCAUGUCUACUGCACACAGAAUACUGGGUAAUUGAGUGGAAGGAGAAUGGAGGGCCCUCCUUUGAGGAGAGUCUUGAAUGCCUGACUCUGGUUCUUUGUAACGUUCAGCAGGACAGACAUCUGCCAGGAUGUGCUCGGUAGCUAAACCACUAGUACUGGCCCCACCGUGCUGCUGCACAAGGCCUGGGCCAGUCGGAGAAGUUCACGGUCCCUUUCUUUGUCGGGUCUGCCCUCUGCCAGACGACUUGCAGGAAACAACCAGGGGAGCUGUCCUGGAUGUCUGUGGGCAGGGAGGGACACAGAAGACAUUUUCUCUGUCCCCUGAGGACUCUAAAGCCACCUUGGGCUACAGAAGCCACUGUCUUCCCUGAGAUUAUGACAACUCUGGAAUUUCUGGAGAGUUUUUAUUUUACUGCCCUUUCAAAGCACCUCAGUGUUAACCUAAGGUGUCACACUGUCUGCCUGAGGUGGCUUAUAAAAAUUAGGGUAUAGUCUUUGUUAUCCAGAGUUAUAGAAGAAUAAACCCCUUCCAAAAAUAA
Molecule: messenger RNA, 2214 nt
Organism: Suricata suricatta (meerkat)
Lineage: Eukaryota; Metazoa; Chordata; Mammalia; Carnivora; Herpestidae
Gene: ST3GAL5
Product: ST3 beta-galactoside alpha-2,3-sialyltransferase 5
Exons: 7
Coding region: 98-1357 (419 amino acids)
Molecular function (GO): lactosylceramide alpha-2,3-sialyltransferase activity
Source: RefSeq, a predicted model, not a curated record